Molecule: messenger RNA, 3964 nt
Organism: Thunnus maccoyii (southern bluefin tuna)
Lineage: Eukaryota; Metazoa; Chordata; Actinopteri; Scombriformes; Scombridae
Gene: nr2f5
Product: nuclear receptor subfamily 2, group F, member 5
Exons: 4
Coding region: 859-2073 (404 amino acids)
Biological process (GO): anatomical structure development; cell differentiation; regulation of transcription by RNA polymerase II
Molecular function (GO): nuclear receptor activity; zinc ion binding; RNA polymerase II cis-regulatory region sequence-specific DNA binding
Source: RefSeq, a predicted model, not a curated record
ACUGGACAGACAGUAGAAGGGUGAAGCGAUACACUCGAGCGCCAAAGAGCGUCCUGCGCGUAAACUGUCUCUGCUUCAGCUCGCCUACACGGACGAUCAUUCAAAACAGCUCCGAGGAUAUUUAGGUUGUGUGCUGGGUAAAUAAAUAUAAAUAUCGGAGCGCACACUGACGUCGCUUUCCAAAACCUCACCGCGGCGCGCAAGAACAAGAGGAUUGCCUACUCCUCGGGACUGCGCUUUAUAUCGUUUCCAAGAGCUUGAUGGGACUAAAUAAACCAUUCACCGAAGAACGUGAAAUGUGGUCAGUAUUAAAUCGAUCUUGUCAUUCAAGAGGCUGAAUUUAUCUUGAUUUUUCCACAUUUUCAGUAUUGAGCGUGGUGUAGACUGGAGCGACCUGCUUAGAGGCGAAAUAUUGUUGUCUGUUAUUUUCAGCGUUGUUUACCCUCUUACAAAUUCUAGAGGCAAGCAAAUAGUCAGACAACAUUUGAUUUUUCCAGUCUACACACUGUCGCAUUGGACUGACUUUUCCAAGAGGUCUCACUCUGAAGAACAACGUGUUUAUGGAUUGCUGCGCAGCAAGGAGCACCGGGAGUUGUAGGCUACGCUCUAAUUCAUCGAUCAUGAUGAUUCCUCGCUGUUGCUGUAAACUUUGAUAGAUGUUUACAGAAAGAACUCAGUAAUAUAGAAAAAACGGUUUAAAUAUAAGCUCAGAGAAGCUUAGAUUGACCUCUGGAGGAAGUGGGAAGCGCCUCUUCGCCCUCCCUUGUUUUUUUCUCCCCAAGACGUCAGGACGGAUCCCUAUCACUCUCUGACUCUCCUUCUGUGAUUUAAACAAAGACCAAAGUGUUUGGGGAUAGCAUGGCAAUGGUAGUAAACCAGUGGCCAGAGAACAUUUCUGCAGAUCCGGGGUCCCAGCUCCAGAUUUGCGGACAGGAGCCCGGCGGGGCACCGGGGACUCCCAACGGUUCCACCCCGGGGAACGACACACUUUCCGGGGACAAGAUCCCCAAUGUGGACUGCAUGGUGUGCGGGGACAAGUCCAGUGGAAAGCAUUACGGUCAGUUCACCUGCGAGGGAUGCAAAAGCUUCUUUAAGCGCUCAGUGAGGCGGAACCUCACUUACACCUGCCGGGGGAACCGAGACUGUCCCAUCGACCAGCACCACCGGAACCAGUGUCAGUACUGCCGACUGAAGAAGUGCCUCAAAGUCGGUAUGAGGAGAGAAGCUGUACAACGAGGACGUACAUCAAACUCCCAGAGCAGCCCAGGACAGUACCUGACCAAUGGCACCGACCCGUACAACGGCCAGCCCUACCUAUCCGGCUUCAUUUCUCUGCUGCUGCGUGCAGAGCCUUACCCCACGUCUCGCUACGGGGCCCAGUGCAUGCAGGGAAACAACCUGAUGGGCAUCGAGAACAUCUGCGAGCUGGCGGCCAGGCUUCUGUUCAGCGCUGUUGAGUGGGCAAAGAACAUCCCUUUCUUCCCUGAUCUGCAGCUCAUGGAUCAGGUGGCGCUGCUGCGCAUGUCAUGGAGCGAGCUCUUCGUCCUCAACGCUGCCCAGUGCUCCAUGCCUCUUCAUGUGGCCCCUCUGCUGGCGGCGGCCGGCCUGCAUGCCUCGCCCAUGUCAGCCGAACGCGUGGUGGCCUUCAUGGACCACAUCCGUGUCUUCCAGGAGCAGGUGGAGAAGCUGAAGGCCCUGCAGGUCGACACGGCUGAAUAUUCCUGCCUCAAGUCCAUUGUGCUCUUCACAUCUGAUGCUAUGGGGCUGUCAGAUGUUGCCCACGUGGAGAGCAUCCAGGAGAAGUCCCAGUGCGCUCUGGAGGAGUACGUAAGGAACCAGUACCCCAGCCAGCCAAACCGUUUCGGACGCCUCCUCCUCCGCCUGCCCUCACUGCGCAUCGUCUCCUCUCCGGUCAUUGAGCAGCUGUUUUUCGUGCGCCUGGUAGGCAAGACACCCAUCGAGACACUGCUUCGUGACAUGCUGCUCUCGGGCUCCAGCUACAAUUGGCCUUACAUGCCCACCGUGCAGCGUGAGCGGCCUAUCUCCCUCCACUACAACGAGAACGGGCCCUGAGGUGGAGGGACAAGACGAAGGAGAAGCUGCGGGAGAAAUUCAGGCUGAACAUCCAUCUGACUACUCAUCUAUUCAUCCUUCCUUCCCUUCAUUCUCUGCGUUCAACUUCUCAACUUUCCCAGAGGAAGCAUCUCCCUCACCAUUCCGCUCAAAUACCCAGUCUGACGAUGUAAUACGUUAUCGUCUCCGGUUACACAAGCCAGCCAAACAUUCACCGUGGCCGAUGCAGAGACUUGGUGGCCCGUUGCAGUCUACAUUUGAGAUGUGGCACGAGAUGGACAGGUUGGUAGAACGGGUUAUUGCGCAGUUCACCAGCAGGUCUGUUGGACUCACUUCAGAUGUCAGUCUCAAACCCCGUGCAGGGGCAGCUAAGGACAAAACAUUUACACCUUUACUGUCGGUGCUAUGCCUACAUUUACAUAGGCUGUGUACAAGCAUCCCAGUAUGGCGAAUACUGAGCAAGGGCUUUGCCAAUAGGACUCUACAACCAAGAGCAAAGGGCCCGUUGUAUAUUUACCAAUUUUUGAAAAGAAAACCAGAAGCCAUUAAAAAAAAGACAAAUGCCAAAAUGUCUUGGACUUUUGCAGAGGACAUGUUUUAUUGUGUGUGUUUGUAUUAGCACUGUUUAUAUGGAGAAAAACUCAUGAUUGUGUCCAUAUGUACAGCAUAUCAUUGAUUCAUAGGCAUCUAUAGCAUAUUAGGGUUCAAUGGGAAAAGCUCAGGUUCAAAGGGUGGGUAGAGAGACAGACAUGCCAAUAUCAAUAUGAGAACAAAAAGACAAACCCAGCUAAAUUUACACUUAACAGCAGACUGUGCCAAAGCGAAAAAAAUGCAUAUUGUUUGGAAUAUUUUUGUGGUAGUGUUGGUGAUGAAAAAAUGUAAUGUUUGGUUUGUCUAUAAUUUGACUAUAUAGGUCUCAGGGGAAGAGAAGGAAUUUAAAAAAAAAUACAAAUAAAAGCUUAGGCACUUGCAUUGUAAAGUAGUCAAAACCGACACUUAUUCACUCCUUAAAAUCACAGCACUGGUAGAUUCUUGCUACCCUUACGCCAUUCAAUCGAUCUACCUUUUUACUUAUUCAAAAGGCCCAUCAUAACUCCUUACAUAAUGUUAUCACAGGAGUGACACGAUUCAUCCCCAUCAUUGUUUUUUUAGUUAUAAUUGUCAAGAAUGGACCUUUUGGACUUUGGGGUGGGAGGGGAGCAUUUUACAAAACUAGCUGUACUUGCCUUAGAACAAAGAUUUUGUCACUGAGCAUUUAUCUUAUGACUGUGCCAUAAUCUCUUGUUACCUGUUAUAACAGGUAUUAUGUCCUGUCAGGAGAGGAAAUGAACUCACACAAUGUAAAAAUGAUUGAUGUGCACAUUAAAGUCAUAGAAAUGUGAUGCAAAAUACAGAGAUUUUUAACGCAUCAAUAGACAAUGUCAAGAAAAACAUCAGCACUUUCAUUUUUUGGACCUCGCGCGAGUUCUUUUCCACUUCCUGAUGAUAUUGUCAUGUAGGGAAAACCCCCUCGACUCAUGUCAUUUGAGCUUAUCGUACCGAUACCGUAGAGAAAUGUAUCACUAACCUCUGAAAACCUCAGUCUAUGUUACAAUAUUAUCCCAGUUGGACUUAUGACUGUGACUUAGCUUAGGACUGUUUUAAAUUGUUUCGUUUUUUUUCUUCCCCUUGGUGGAAGCAAGUUUGAUUUGACAACCUGUCUCACAUUUCCAACAUGGUACUGUGGUAUCAAAAUCAAGUAUUGGUAUUGGAAAAGCCAUCUGGGACCUUAGAAAGCUGUCUGUUGAUAAAUGAAUUCACAGAAAGUUUGAAUGAGUUUGUUUUUAUCCCCUCUACUUUUGUUUGGAAAUAUGGACUAUCCAUUAAUUGAAAUAAAAUUCUGUUGUUCACA